ACUCAUCACUUGGGAGUUGCUGAAACGGUGCUUCGGUCGAUACUCGAUAGUAUCAAAGUUUCAGUAUUUCUGUCUCAUCUGUGGUAAUGGCGGAUUCUGGUGAACCUCAACCUCAACCCUCUGAACAAGUCUGCAGUUUCUUCAGAAAACCCUCGAAAAACAAAAACAUCAGAAAGAGAACGAUAAAUGAUGAUGACGAUGAAGAAGAAAAUUUGAAAGGUGAGAGUUUGAUCAACAACAAAAAGAAGAUUCCAAAGGUUGACAAUAAACUCCACUUCUCGACUGAGUCUUCAAAGCGAUCGCUAUCUGGUGAAUCAAAAAAAGGGCAUGAUGCUCCUAUCUUCCAGUUCGAAUCUUCAAAGGAAAUUCAAGUUCAAAACGAUAGUCGGGCUACAGCAACCUUAGAAACUGAGACUGAGUUCUCAAAAGAUGCUCGAGCACUCCGAGAGAAAGUUCUUAAGCAAGCAGAAGAAGCUCUUAAAGGGAAAUCCAAAUCUUCUGGGGAUGAGAAGUUAUAUAAAGGUAUUCAUGGAUAUACUGAUUACAAGGCUGGCUUCCGAAGAGAACACACUGUCUCUGGAGAGAAGGCUAGCGGAGCUCAUGGCCCUCUUAGGGCGUCAGCUCAUAUUAGGUCUUCAGCAAGGUUUGAUUAUCAACCAGAUAUUUGUAAGGAUUACAAGGAGACUGGCUACUGUGGCUUUGGGGAUGCAUGUAAGUUUAUGCAUGAUAGAGGAGAUUAUAAGUCUGGAUGGCAGAUGGAGAAAGAAUGGGAAGAAGCUGAGAAAGAAAGGAAAAGGAAUUUAGCUAUGAAAGGGGAUGGCACAGAUGAUGAAGGAGGAGGGGAUUUGAGUGAAGAUGAGGACGAUGCAUUGCCAUUUGCAUGUUUCAUUUGUAGGCAGCCAUUCGUGGAUGCUGUAGUCACCAAGUGCAAGCAUUAUUUCUGUGAGCAUUGUGCUUUGAAGCAUCAUUCAAGGAACAAGAAGUGCUUUGUGUGCAACACACCUACUCUUGGGAUCUUCAACACGGCUCAUGAGAUCCGGAAAAAGAUGGCAGCUGAGGGGAAAUGAUGGGUAUUGGACCAGUGAGCAUGUUGUUACUUGGGUCCAGCUGGUUCGGGUUUUCAUGUUCCCUACGCCUCUCAAGUAUUAAACCAGUGAGCAUGUUGUAACUCAGUUCCAACAGAACUUUCCAUGUUCUCCAUUUCUGAAGGUAUUGGACUGGUGAACAUU
Telopea speciosissima is the source of this 1229-nucleotide messenger RNA. Its product is annotated as zinc finger CCCH domain-containing protein 1-like. Bases 87 to 1067 code for a protein of 326 amino acids. Gene Ontology annotation, cellular component: U2-type spliceosomal complex. Lineage: Eukaryota; Viridiplantae; Streptophyta; Magnoliopsida; Proteales; Proteaceae. Gene Ontology annotation, biological process: snoRNA splicing. The transcript is spliced from 4 exons. The record is from RefSeq and is a predicted model, not a curated record. Gene Ontology annotation, molecular function: metal ion binding.